UUUAGUGCCCUGGCUGCUCAUUAGGCUUCUAUGGCAUGUUGCUGGGUCAGGGCUUUGAACAAUAGAGGCAAACAUCCUUUUUUUACAUUGAGCAAGUAUAAAAGUAACCGUUACCACUGCCAGGAAUGCACAGCAACCACAGCUCAGUCCUGAGGAACAACCAGAAGACUGCAAACAUGGGCAAGAUCAUCUUCUACGAGGACAGGAACUUCCAGGGUCGCCACUAUGAGUGCAUGAGCGACUGCGCCGACAUGUCCUCCUACAUGAGCAGGUGCCACUCCUGCAGGGUGGAGAGCGGCUGCUUCAUGGUCUACGACCGCCCCAACUACAUGGGAAACCAGUACUUCAUGAGGAGGGGAGAGUACGCCGACUACAUGAGCAUGAUGGGAAUGUCUGAUUGCAUCAGGUCUUGCCGUAUGAUCCCCAUGUACAGAGGAUCUUACAGGAUGAGGAUCUAUGAGAGGGAGAACUUCGGUGGUAUGAUGCAUGAGAUGAUGGACGACUGCGACAACAUCAUGGACCGCUACCGCAUGAACAACUGCAUGUCCUGCAACGUGAUGGACGGCCACUGGCUGAUGUACGAGCAGCCCCACUACAGAGGCAGGAUGAUGUACUUCAGGCCUGGAGAGUACAGGAACUUCAUGAACAUGGGCAUGAGCGGCAUGAGGUUCAUGAGCAUGAGGCGCAUCAUGGAUUCCUACUACUAA
Molecule: messenger RNA, 707 nt
Organism: Melanotaenia boesemani (Boeseman's rainbowfish)
Lineage: Eukaryota; Metazoa; Chordata; Actinopteri; Atheriniformes; Melanotaeniidae
Product: gamma-crystallin M2-like
Exons: 3
Coding region: 126-707 (193 amino acids)
Biological process (GO): lens development in camera-type eye; visual perception
Molecular function (GO): structural constituent of eye lens
Source: RefSeq, a predicted model, not a curated record